Messenger RNA from Trichomonas vaginalis G3, 399 nucleotides. RefSeq lists its product as uncharacterized. The transcript has a single exon. The coding region runs from base 1 to 399 and encodes 132 amino acids. NCBI's taxonomy places the organism in Eukaryota, Parabasalia, Trichomonadida, Trichomonadidae. The record is from RefSeq and is a predicted model, not a curated record.
AUGAGCUUGUCAAAAUCAGAGCGAGAGUCUAUUAUAUUAAAUGACGCAAGAGGAAUACAACAUCCUUUCUAUUAUGUAAGUCAGAGUAAAGAUGGUAAAAUAUACGUAAGAAAAAGAAAGGUUCCAUUAGCGAAUGCAGAAAGCGACAACAUUAAGGUGCAUGGCACCGAGGGCGAAAAGUCAAUAGAACCAGAAGAAAAGAAGCCAGAUGUACUUUCAAUAACGAAUCAAGAGCUUAUUGCAAAGUUCGUGAAUUUCAUUGAAAAACAAACCGAGUCACAGAAUCCUGACCCACCAGUGAAAGAAGUUGAGACAAAAGAGAAUAUACAGUUCAUUGAAAAUGUCAAGAAACAACUUCCACCACGAAUGCCAAGAAGAAGAGUGAGAAUAAUGAAGUAA